Messenger RNA from Parnassius apollo (apollo), 495 nucleotides. The record is from the annotation of a GenBank genome assembly. Lineage: Eukaryota; Metazoa; Arthropoda; Insecta; Lepidoptera; Papilionidae.
AUGGCAUUAAUGUCUGAAGAAACAGCUUUGUUACUUGAAUUGGCUAUUUGGGAGUUAUGUGUUGCAAAGAAUCUUUAUGAAAACCGUUCAGAAGAACUAAAUAUAAAAAUUCAAGAUCAAAGGAUUUUAGUUGAGCAAGCAGAAGCUUUUAGGAAAAAGAGAAUUGAACAAAUUUCACAGAAAAUUGAUAUUAUUGUUGCAGGAAAGCAGGAAAAGUUAUUACUUAAAGGGAUUACUAAUGUUCACUUGGAUAAACAGACAUUACUACAGGAGGAAAUAAAUAAAUUCCCAAGUUUAGCCCCAUCACAGACAUUAGUGCAUUUACCAACAGAACAUCCUAGAGAAAUAGAGAUAACUACAGUGCCAGUUGAUAUCUUACAGCCUAGUGUGGUCGACAAAGAAGGCAACAUACGUUAUAGCAUUUUCAAAGACCUAUGGACAAAAGGCUAUUAUAUAACAACUGGAUCCAAAUUUGGAUCUGACUAUUUGCUUUAA